GGCCCUGGAGGUUCAGGCCCGCGGUUUAGUGUUCCUUUCCGGUCUCUGGAUCUUCUCCUGGGUAGAGGUGACCACGAGGGACUGGGGCGCCCGGGCUCGAUUUCCAGCCGUUCCAUUGACAUGCUAUGUGACCUUGGGCUAGGCAGUGUUCCCUUUCUGGGCCUCAGUUUCCACAUCUGUGAGAUGGGGUGGUUGCGCUCACUGAGGACUAGGAAGCCAGAAGGAGAUCUCUUCCACGGUGCAGGGCUGAGAUGGAUCCGCUCAGGGCCCAGCAGUUGGCUGCGGAGCUGGAGGUAGAGAUGAUGGCUGAUAUGUACAACAGAAUGACCAGUGCCUGCCACCGGAAGUGCGUGCCUCCCCACUACAAGGAAGCAGAACUGUCCAAGGGCGAGUCUGUGUGCCUGGACCGCUGUGUCUCCAAGUACCUCGACAUCCAUGAGCGGAUGGGCAAGAAGUUGACAGAGUUGUCUAUGCAGGAUGAAGAGCUGAUGAAGAGGGUGCAGCAGAGCUCUGGGCCCGUGUGAGGCCCCAGACAGUAUACACCCCAAGGUGUGCCCUGCCCCUUCCCACUUGUCUAAUAAAAGUGCCCCCAUUGGGUGUCAUCUGUGAAGACUGCUGGGCCUCGGCUCCCUCGGGAGAGCCUCCAGGAGCCCAGAAUAUGGUAGAGCUACUUUCCUGGUUGAAGAAGGGGUAUUUGUCCCACUGCGAUGUGCCUGUGUAUGUACAUGUAUGUGUGUGUGUAUAUAUAUAUAUAUUAAAACAGGUUUCUUGAUGCCUA
Molecule: messenger RNA, 778 nt
Organism: Mirounga angustirostris (Northern elephant seal)
Lineage: Eukaryota; Metazoa; Chordata; Mammalia; Carnivora; Phocidae
Gene: TIMM10
Product: translocase of inner mitochondrial membrane 10
Exons: 3
Coding region: 252-524 (90 amino acids)
Biological process (GO): protein insertion into mitochondrial inner membrane
Cellular component (GO): mitochondrial inner membrane
Source: RefSeq, a predicted model, not a curated record